Molecule: messenger RNA, 2061 nt
Organism: Phalaenopsis equestris
Lineage: Eukaryota; Viridiplantae; Streptophyta; Magnoliopsida; Asparagales; Orchidaceae
Product: transcription factor PCF5-like
Exons: 1
Coding region: 427-1722 (431 amino acids)
Biological process (GO): regulation of secondary shoot formation
Cellular component (GO): nucleus
Molecular function (GO): DNA-binding transcription factor activity; sequence-specific DNA binding
Source: RefSeq, a predicted model, not a curated record
AGAAUCAGAGACUGAUAAACACAAUGCCAGCAGCCAUGGAAGAGGACGGGGAUGGGAGAGCCUGUGUUUCUUUCCGCAAAGCAAUAAAGGAUUGAGAGGAAAAAACCAAAAGCUGAGAGAGUCACGGUCCCAGUAAGAGAGAAAAAGAGAGGAGUGACGGAGAGCGUCUCACUCCUCCGAGUUUUGGUUUUAUUCCUCGCCAUGGACGCCCCACUGAGAUCAUCAGUAUCUUUUGUUAGUCUUUGAAGCUUGUCUCCUCCGCCGAAAGCUUCCAUUUUUCCUCCUUUUCCUCGACUCUUCUUACCCUCUCAGCACGGCGGAGCUUAUCGCUGUCUUGUUGCUUUUCAUGUAGCUCCUGCCUCCUUUUUUUCUCUCCAUCAUGUACGUGUGUCUUCCUCCACUUGUUUAUGGAAUUCUGGAUCUUGGAUGGCCAAGUUUUUUGGAAGACGAAGCGAGCAGAGCAGCAUCUCGGCUCACCGGAGAUUCGUGAGUCGAAUUUCUUUGAGUACAAGGAGGAGAAAGCCUGUUGAAUUAAAGCUGGAUCCCCACUUUCGACUCCCAAUUCCCAACCGAAGAGGAGAAGAAAGAGAGGAAGCAGAGCAAAACGUUGGCUUUCUGCUCCACCCUCAUAAAAAAACUUUCUUUUCUCCCUCGCCGUCGGCCUCAGCCACGGCUUCUUCUGAGUAUGUUCCUCCGGCACGGGUGCAGCAACAGCAGCAGCAGCGAAGUUAUUCGAGGCUUGCCGGAAUGAGGAGCGGCGGCGGAGAAAUCGUGGAGGUGCAGGGCGGCCACAUUGUGCGCUCCAUCGGCCGGAAAGACCGCCCCAGCAAGGACAUUGUGCGCUCCAUCGGCCGUAAAGACCGCCACAGCAAGGUUUGCACGGCUAAAGGUCCUAGGGACCGCCGUGUUCGUCUUUCUGCGCACACUGCCAUUCAGUUCUACGAUGUACAAGACCGCCUCGGCUACGACCGUCCCAGCAAAGCCGUGGAUUGGCUCAUUAAGAACGCUAAAGCCGCCAUUGAUGAGCUAUCUGAGCUCCCUGCUUGGCACCCUUCCUCCGUUCAUGAAAUCUCCAACAAGAAGCAAACGCCGCCAAACGAACUCGCAUCUUCCGCGGCCUUCAGCUUCGGCGCCAGCAACGUAGCCAGCUCCAGCUUCCUUCCUCUUUCCUUAGAUUCCGACUCCAUUGCCGACACAAUCAAGUCAUUUUUUCCGGCGAACUCCGCUGCUGCCGUUCACGAGGACUCAAACAAAGUUCAUCAUUUUCAGGACCUCCGUCUCUCCCUCCAGUCAAUUCAAGAUCCAACCUUUGACCAUCCGAACCCAAUCCAGCACCACCAUUUCUCAUUCGACACUGGUUCGACAGGGUUCGCGGAUCAGAACCAGAGAAUGGUUUCAUGGAACGCGGCGGCCGGCGGCAGUGAAGGUGGCUCCGGAGUUUAUGCGUUUAAUGUGCCGCCAGUGUUGCUCGGCCAAGGCCAGCUUUCAACACAGAGGGGACCCCUUCAGUCCAGUAACUCAUCUUUACUUCGUCCAUGGAUGGAACCCAUUGAUCAACAAAUGCAGCAGGGGCUAAUUCCCGAGGUUUCCUCCGUUGGCUAUUCGUCCGGAAGCCGCAGCUUCUCGGGCUUCCGUUUUCCGGCGGGGAUUCACGCCCAAGAUGUUCUCGACGACGGUAUCUCCGAGAAGCCGUCUUCUGACUCCUCCGCUUCCCAUUACUAGCGAAUAUGUUGCAAUGGCGAGUCAAGGAGUCUUGUCUCCCCUGGUGCUCUUUAUCCCGUAAAUUUUUAUAUAGAGAUCAGGUCUCUGUUUGAUUGUUUGCAACAUUUUCUUCUCUGUGCUUGCUUUGAUUUUCGUUUUCGUCUGAGUUUCUUGUUCUCUAUUUUGUUCUGUUCCUGAAUGUUUGUGGACUUAGCUCCGUCCAACGUUCGGAAAUGUAUCCUGAGUAUGAGUUAUGUUUUGAUUUUUUUAGAGUUAGAAGAAGCAAAGCAAAAUGUUUGAAGAACCUCAGAUUGUUUUCAUGUUUAUUAGUUUUUUCGAGCAAAUAAAAAGUGAAUUGUG